GAGAGCUGCGACGGUGCGCGUUUCGCCUCCAGACUUUUCAGAGUUUCCACUGAACGUCUUCGAGAUGAUCAUUCCUGUAGUGGAUUUCGGCGUCUACAGCCUGAGCGAGAGAGACGCCGCCGGCGAGGAGCUGCAGCGUCUGAGCGAGGAGCUGAAGGCCGCGUUUUCUCAAGUGGGGUUCGCCUUCCUUAAAAACUCUGGGAUUACCCAAGAGGAGGUGGAGCGCGUCAUGGAGUCAUCUAAGAGGUUUUUCCUGCAGCCAGAAGAGCUGAAGGAGGGAUUCAGCAGGACGAGCUUCCCAAACAACCCCAACCACGGCUGGGUGUCCAUGGAGGCAGAGAGGUUGAAUCCCAGCCAGCCUGGAGACCUAAAGGAGGCAUUUAACGUGGCAUCAUUUCACCCCGACAUAAAAUGGCCGUCAUCAGACGCAGUGAGGGACUUCCGAGAGAUCCACACGGCGUUCUUCCAGCGCUGCAAAGAGCUGAGUCUGCGAGUGCUGAGGCUGAUGGCCCAGAGCCUGGGUCUGGACCCGGACGUAUUCCUAAAUGCGCAUCAAUUCAUAGGAACCGAUGAGAACGGCACAACGCUGCGUUCUCUCUACUACCCUCCGCUGAAGAGUGAGACAGUGAAGGAAGGUCAGCUGCGAUGUGGGGAACAUUCUGACUACGGAAGCAUCACCCUGCUAUUCCAGGGCUCUGAGGGUCUGCAGGUCUGCACGCGCGCAGGGGAAUUCAUCUCGACUCCUACUAUCCCUGGAACUGUCCUGGUCAACGUCGCUGACCUGAUGCAGCGCUGGACGAGUGAUCAGCUGCUCUCUGUGCGUCACCGGGUUUUGCUGCCCCCUGUUGGAGACUCCAGCACUCGCCAGUCUUUGGCUUUCUUCGUCCAGCCGGACAACGAGGCCCGAAUCACCUGCUGCGACGGCUCAAACAAAUAUCCUCCCAUCACCGGAGGCGACUACCUUUUACAGCGCUUCAGCGAGUCAUACGGAAAGGACUGAAAAAAAGACGCUCGUCACUCUGCUCAAACUUGUUUUUUUUUUUCAUUCUGCUCAAACAUUGCGCAAACGGCAGAGCGCCCCAUUACAUCAUACACGGAGAUGGUUUCUACGGGUUUCACAGACUCGAGAUGUUUUCAAAAUAAUUAUGAAAGAAAUUUAAGAUACAUAUAUCUACAGACAUGUACAAGUUCCGUCCGGCAAACUGGCAAUAAAUAAAUACUACUUACCCAUGCUAUGAUAUGAGAGAAGCUAAAAUGCUAGCCAGCUAGCAAGGGCAUCUCAGCAGCUAGUUAGCGGUAGCCUCAACAGUCUCAACGCAAUGAAGACCUCUGAGUGCGACUCAAACUUUUGCCUGAUAGAAAAGUUAACAAAUGAAGAAGAAAAAAAAUAUGGAACAAAAAAUAUACUUAAUUUAUGAGAGAGAGAAUAAAUAGUCCAGCCAAGACUAAAUUUAAGACUUAUGAUUAAAUCAAGUGACCUUUUAGAUUCUACAAUGGCUUUACACCUGAUUUGGAUGGAAUAGGAUGUAAAUUACUUUUCUGUUGGCCAGGAAAGUAAAGAAUGCAUUUUAAAGAAACACGUAGGCAAAUGAUGCAAAGACACAAGCAUUACACUUGCUAGGUCAUUCAUUUAAUUAGUAACAGUCAAACCAUGUACACAAUGACAUCAUUCCACAGGACACUAACAAAAAAAAAGAGUUUUACCAGUUUUCUGUUUUGCUGCAAUGUUUAAGUGGUAUAAAAUCAUGAUUAAAUAAAACAAUCUGAAGUCCCCUGAGAAUUAA
Molecule: messenger RNA, 1784 nt
Organism: Poeciliopsis prolifica (blackstripe livebearer)
Lineage: Eukaryota; Metazoa; Chordata; Actinopteri; Cyprinodontiformes; Poeciliidae
Exons: 7
Coding region: 65-1000 (311 amino acids)
Molecular function (GO): dioxygenase activity
Source: RefSeq, a predicted model, not a curated record